AUGGUGUACUAUCGCACAAUUCCCGAGAUUGACAACGCCUUCCAGCGCAUGGUUGGCCUUCACGACUACUUGGAUCCUUCCCAUCGCCCAGACGGACAGCGCGCUCUGGAGCUAGCCUCCCUACAGCCUGGACAGAGCGUCCUCGAAAUUGGUGCCGGUAGUGGCCGAUUGAUCGCCGAUGCGAAGCGGGCGGUUGGCGCUGGGUUCUGCGUCGCCGUGGAUGCUGUGCAGGGCUUUCUUACCAUCGAUAUCCCUUGGCAGCUCAACCACGCGGGCCUCACUGUGCCUCCUCAAGGAGCUCCCCAACAGCAAGUCCAUCUUCUGUGCGCAAACGUCACCGAUGGCGCUCUAAAAAAUCGUAUCGCCGCGCUGCCUGGGGCGCCCGAGACCUUCGAUUGUAUCUUCGCUCUUCACCUACUCAAGACGAUUCCGGCCGACCAACGUCUUCAACUGCUUCGCAACUUACGCAAACUGCUCAAGCCUACUGGACGCCUUAUCAUCACCAUGUCCGCCCGCUUCACCGACAUCGCGCCCACGCCUGCUGAGACGACCGUUCCUGUGCAAUUCAGGUCCACCGGUCACACCGAAGCUCCCGGCUCCAUCCUUCUCAUACAGGUCACCGAUAUGCCUCGCGUCCCUGUCCCCCAAGGUCCUCCUCUUCCGCUCAGGCAGGUACAAUUCGCUAUACAGAUGGCUCCCGAUCGAUUCUGGGUGACGGCCGCUCAACAAGCGCGCGACGCGGCGAUAGCUGCAGGCUUUCUGGUCGACACUUCCCGCCCUGUAGGCAAAGGCGAUUGCUUUGGCCUACCUGUUCUUGGCCGCUCGCCUCCCCAGGCUGUGCUUGACCGUAUGUCCAACGAGGAGAUUUACGCACAACUGCAGGACGCCGUGCAGCAUGGGUACGCGUGCAUUGGUCGCGCCAACGAGACCGCGCUUAGGCGCAUCAUCCCUAACUGGUCGUCCAUGUCGUCGCAUCAGCAGGACUACGCCAUGGUGAUGAAUAUGCAGGCGAGAGCUGCUCACUUUGCAGCGAGGGUUGUGGAAGGCAACAGGGAUUUGCCAGGCGGCGUGCUGGCGGAGUUGGCAGAGCAUGUGCAGCUUGGCACUAUGGUGGUUCUGCGCAAGGGCUGA
This is a messenger RNA of Pyrenophora tritici-repentis Pt-1C-BFP, 1131 nucleotides long. Its product is annotated as Methyltransf-18 multi-domain protein. The record is from RefSeq and is a predicted model, not a curated record. Gene Ontology annotation, molecular function: methyltransferase activity. Lineage: Eukaryota; Fungi; Ascomycota; Dothideomycetes; Pleosporales; Pleosporaceae.